AUGUCUUCUAUUAUCUAUGCCCUCGUAGUCAGAGAUCCUGAUAUUGUUUUAUCGGAAUAUUCCCGAGCCCAAGGCAAUUUCCCUCAAAUUACAAGAAACAUUCUUUCUAAAUUACCCAGAAGUGGCAAAUUCUCUUACACAUAUAACGAAAAAUACUGCUAUCAUUACAUCUCUGAAGAAAAUAUCGUCUUCAUUUGCCUUUCAGACGCAGAAUUCCCUAGGAGAAUCUGCUUUUUAUUUCUAGACGAUAUAAAAUCAAACUUUAUGAAGCGCUAUGGGCAGGUUGUUAACACAGUAAUAGCAUUUGGUGUAAAUGCAGAAUUUGCUGAAGUUUUGAAGACUCGGAUGAUUUAUUUUAAUACAGAUCCAAAUGCAGAUAAACUGCAAACUAUUAGAUCUAGUGGGUUUUUUUUUAUUAUUUUUUUAAUAUAAUUUUAUAUGAAUUUUGGGAUUUAUUUAAAAUAAAUAAUUUUAUUAAAAUUGAUCUAGUGUAGACCAAGUCAAAAAUAUUAUGAUAGAAAAUAUUGAUAAAGUGCUAGCAAGAGGUGAAAAAGUGGAAUUAUUAGUGAAAAAAUCAGAAGUUAUGAGUGAGCAAGCAAUUACGAUGAAAAAAAGAGCAAUCCAAGUAAGGAGAAAAAUGUGGUUUCAGAAUAUCAAACUAUAUUUAGUGUGUGGCUGUGUAUUUUUGUUUUUGCUUCUUUUACUUAUGAUGUCUGUAUGCUCUCCAGACUUUUCAGAGUGUUAA
Molecule: messenger RNA, 745 nt
Organism: Blepharisma stoltei
Lineage: Eukaryota; Ciliophora; Heterotrichea; Heterotrichida; Blepharismidae
Source: the annotation of a GenBank genome assembly